CGAUAUUCUUCAACGUUAUUGUUCUCAGCAUCGGCGACACAAUGGCAAUCAGACCCAAGACAACAAGGCCCGACGCCGGGUCAUGCGCUUUUUUUGGGAUCCGUCGCGUCGUCAUCGUUUCUUCUGCUCCUGCAUCCACUGCCACCUUCACCUAGCUGAAGCCAUGCUGGCUAUUCCCAUUUUUCUCUUCCUUUUCAGUAGCGCGUCUGUGGUCGCGGCUUCCAACUCUUCUGUAGUUUGUAUUGCGGGGCAAUGUCUGCAGGGCACUUCCAACACUACUCUUGGCGUCACACUGUCUGCGGACGGAGAACCGACAAGUCUUCUAUUACUUCCUGGCCAAUAUUCGGCAACGACGGACCCACAACUUUUACACGACAUAAUCACCUCUAAAUCUGCAUCUUUGUCUCCUUCACCGGGCUUUGAAAAUUCAUCCAAGUCCCUUAGUCUCCCUUUGAACGUAGCCCUCUCGUCUGGGAUAGCCAUUUACUCUGAAUCCCUCUAUUCCGGCUCCGUGGGGUUCACCGCUCUCCCAUCAACUCCUGCAUCCAAUGCCACAACGUCCAUCUCCGCAACAUCACUGUCACUGUCGUCCAGUGUGUGGGCGGUAAUUAAUGUUGGAAACCAUCGUGUGGUGUUUUGGGAUUCGGUGCCAGACUUUGGGCAAUUGCCUCUGUCUGGCUCACUUGCCCUUGCUGACCUUCAGUCAUCUACGUGUUCUCCAAGUUGUUCGAGUUCAGGUGUGUGCUCUGCUGCGGGAAACUGUACUUGUCCAACUGGGUUUACGGGCGAGUCCUGCGAGUCCUGCGCGUCAGGCUUUUUUGGUUCUACUUGUCAGGCUUGUCCGUCUGAUUGUACGAAAUGUGAUGAGGGUAUUUCGGGGACCGGCAGGUGUUCGGUUGCACAAGUGUCUAAUGCACCGUCGUCGUGCAAUUGUAUAAAUGGUGAAUGCGGAUCUAAUGGCGUAUGCACCUGUACCGAAGGCUUCACGACGGCCAGUAAUGGGACUGCCUGUGCGGCGUGUGCUUCUGGAUUCUUCCUUACAUCCGCGGGUGAUUGCAAACUCUGCCAGUUGGGUUGUUCUUCGUGUGUGGAUACGACAGGUACCUGUCUUAAAUGCGAAACUGGCUUUACUCAGGAUGCGAACGAUAAAACAAAGUGCGAUGCACCUGAGUCGACAACGUCUUCGGGCACUGUGUGUCCUGACGGCAGUUUCAGCAGCGGGACGAGUUGUACUGUGUGUUCGUCCGCUUGUCAGACAUGUACUGGCGCGACGUCGAACGAUUGUACGCUUUGUGCCUCUGGUACCUAUACGUUCAAUGGCAGCUGCGUUUCUGCCUCCUCCACCGGGGUUUGCGAGGGCACGAGCCUCAUUGCGGAUAACAACAAGCAUGUUUGCGAUGCCUGCGGCGCUAAAUGUACUUCGUGUGAAAUUCAGAACUUCACCACCGCUUCCACAGUUGACGAGCUGAAAUGCACCGGCUGCAUUCCUGGCUCUUUUCUUUCUGAUGGCCAAUGUAUCGACAGCUGUCCUACUGGCACCUUUGUGUCUCCGAAGGAUAAUGUUACCUGUACUAGCUGUGAUUCAACCUGUUCCACUUGUUCAGGAUCGUCGACUUUUUGUUUGAGCUGCGUUAACAGUCUACUUGCCUCCGAUGGCAGCUGUGUUAGCUCGUGUCCGUUCGGCACAUUCUCAUCCUCUGGCUCGUGCCUCACCUGUCAUCCCGAUUGUGCCACUUGCUCGGGAUCGUCGUUCAAUCAAUGUUCCUCAUGCUCUUCCAGUCGUCCCGUUCUUAACAACGGGCGAUGUCUCCCUACCUGCAGCAAGGCCCAGUACUUCGACACCACAUCUUCGUCCUGUGUAUCAUGUCAUUCGACCUGCUCCACAUGCUCUGGUCCUGAUGAAGAUGAAUGUUUGUCAUGUUCUAGUUCUGGUCAAUAUCUACGAUUGGGCACCUGCGUAAAUGCAAACUGUACCAGCUCGACAAGCAUUAUUUCUGGGCUAGGAGUCUGCCUGUCAGACCUUGUGCUGGUAGCUUCAUCGACUAGUAGUUCAGGUAGUCCGGUGCCCUCAAUCACGGGGAUAUCAGACCCUACCGUCGUGAGUACCACCACAAACAAGUUGACCUGGUGGCAAAUCCUGCUCAUGACACUGGGAUGCGCAUUCAUAUUCCUAGUCAUCGUCUAUUGCUGGCGCCGUCGAGCCCGCAAGCAACGAGCUAAACAGACUGCUUUAUUUGCAUCUGCAAAACAGCUGGACCGUCGUUCCAACUGGCGAUGGCGACUUGUCAGGUUUGGAGAGAAGCUGUUCGGUCACUGGCGUAGUCAUCGGGCCCAGCAUUCUGAUCCAGAGAGCGAGACGAUCAAGCUUGUUCAGUUGCGUAACGCUGAAGAGGCACGACAUCAUGACGAGAUUAAUAAGCUCAUCGGGUCCUACGCACAUCCCACCUACGCUGACUCUCGGAAUACGUCUUCUUCGGCAGUGCGUAGCCGCAAUCCAUCGAGGGCUGGCCAUCGUACCCCAAACAACUCGAGUCGGCUCUCUGGACCUUCAAUAUACUCACAGGUCACUGGUAUGCCAAGACAAACGCCAGAAGUCCGGCAGCCCGUGAAGAAGGAACAUAUGACGAGGUUUUCGGCGAGCACAUUUAGUAAUUCGCGGAACUCUCGCAAUCGUGACUUGCUACCCCCGCCUCCGCGAUCUGAUGCACAGGCAUAUGCCCAUGCCAUUCGUGCGGAUCCUGCAAAUGAUAGGCUCAAGCCAACUCAUACUGGGGGUUCGCGAAAUCCUUUCUGGAAUUGAUUGGCGAAUGGACAUAUCUUUCGCAUUAACAGACUGUCCUUACGUUUACACCUCUCUUUCAUUCGGGACGGUAAAUUAUCUCCUCUACUCUUAUAUGUAGAACUCGUUCACUCCGUGGUUAUGAUAUUUGAUACUCCACCUGAAUCCUUGUUUGAUAUCAUCCUAUACCCCAUAGAAUAUCUGUAGCAAUUAGUACUGGGGGUAGACACGAUACAUCUUUGAAAUGACGAUCUGUAUGAAAACUG
Guyanagaster necrorhizus is the source of this 3045-nucleotide messenger RNA. RefSeq lists its product as uncharacterized. The record is from RefSeq and is a predicted model, not a curated record. Lineage: Eukaryota; Fungi; Basidiomycota; Agaricomycetes; Agaricales; Physalacriaceae. The transcript is spliced from 6 exons. Bases 164 to 2800 code for a protein of 878 amino acids.